Molecule: messenger RNA, 2520 nt
Organism: Cercopithifilaria johnstoni
Lineage: Eukaryota; Metazoa; Nematoda; Chromadorea; Rhabditida; Onchocercidae
Source: the annotation of a GenBank genome assembly
AUGAGUUUGGAUGUUAUCAAACGAGCCGAUCCAACCGAUGACUACGAGUUAUUGCAGCGAGUGGGUUCGGGUACGUACGGCGAGGUUUACAAGGCUAAACACAUCAGGACAGGCGAAUUAUCUGCAGUGAAAGUGGUAAAAUUGGAAGCUGGUGACAAUUUUGCUGUUAUUCAACAAGAAAUUUUGAUGAUACGUGGUUGCGUGCAUCCGAAUAUAAUUGCAUAUCAUGGCAGUUAUCUGCGUCGUGAUCGACUAUGGAUCGUUAUGGAGUAUUGUAGUGGUGGCUCGCUUCAAGACAUUUAUCACAUGACUGGCCCUCUAUCAGAGCUGCAAAUAGCGUUUGUUUGUCGUGAAACACUGAAAGGUCUUCACUAUCUUCAUUCCAAAGGUAUGGUACAUCGGGACAUAAAAGGAGCAAACAUACUGCUUACCCAUUCUGGUGAUGUGAAACUUGCUGAUUUUGGUAUUGCUGCACAAAUUACCGCUACUAUUGGGAAACGGAAGUCCUUCAUUGGUACUCCGUAUUGGAUGGCACCAGAAGUAGCGUGUGUGGAACGUCGAGGUGGCUAUGGUGUAGAAUGCGAUGUUUGGGCUAUUGGAAUUACAGCAAUUGAAUUAGCCGAAUUACAACCUCCGCUAUUUGAUUUGCAUCCUAUGCAAGUUCUGUAUCUUAUGACAAAAUCAUCAUAUAAAUCCCCAACACUUAAGGAUAAAUAUAAGUGGUCACCAUUCUUCCACGAUUUCAUUAAACAGUGUUUAACGAAAAAUCCGAAAAAGAGGCCAACUCCAGAAAAGCUCUUAGCUAGUCACCACUUUGUCCUUGGUGCGCUUUCCUCUCGAAUGACGCGCGAUUUGCUGGAUAAAGUUAACAAUCCUGGUGGCGUAGCUUCCGCUUCCAUAUUUGCUCGACAAUUUUCCGCAGUGUCUACGGAUGGUGACGACGAGGGCGAGAUAAUGACAAUAUCGCGAAUUAAAUCACGUGGUCGUGCGUGUCCGCGUGUUGCGCGGGACGCAAUACGUGUGUGUGACGAUGCAAAUGCACUUAUGGCACGAAUUUGGGGAGAGCCAUCAACUUCUGAAGUCUCCGUAGCGAAUUUAGGCCGACGUUAUCACGAGGAUCGUACACUUCCUGCCAAGGAACAUCCACCAUUACCAGAUGUUGUGCAAGCCUUGUCGUUGCUUAAUGAUAAUGAUGGCGUUAUACAUGAUAUAGAUGAUGGAACCUUUUGUUCGUCAGAACAGAUUAAUGGUUCUUCGGGUUCCGAUUUUUUUGUACCCCAACGUCCGCCACGUACUAAACAGCCAAUAAAGCGAUGCUCAUCGCUCGAACUACCACAUUCCGAUCCAUAUUUAAACGAGCAAGUUAGGCAUCGGAUUAAUGGCUGUGCAAGUUAUGCUCUUCAACGACCUCAGACCUGUUUCGGAUUGCCACCAACACCGAAGGUCGCUAUGGGUGCAUGUUUUUCGCUUGUAUUCCAUGAUUGUCCGUUACAUAUAAAUAGUACUGCAACAUGGAUUCAUCCCAAUACUUCACGACAGUUUUUGUUGAUUGGCGCAGAAGAAGGAAUUUUCACCUUAGACAUGGAUGAAUUACAUGAGGCAGCAAUGGUUUUGAUACACAAACGGCGUUGUUCAUGGUUGUAUGUGCAGAAAAAUAUUCUGAUGGCUGUGCAAGGAAGAACUCCCUACCUUUAUCGUCACGAUUUAGUUGCUUUAUCACAGCGAAAUCUUACACAGAGGAUAUCAAAACCGAUGAAUAAAAUUCCUGAGAAGUACCUACCAAAGAAACUUGCUAUAACCACGCGUUUACCCGAAACGAGAGAUGUUAUCCACUGCAAUGUAGCUCGAAGUGGUGUAAAUGGUAAUGUAUACCUUUGUUGCGCAACGCCGUCUGCUGUAAUAUUAUUCCAAUGGUACGAACCAUUGGCUAAAUUUCUAAUGCUGAAAACAGUCGAGAUGCGCAUUCCUCAUCUCCCGCUUCGACCGUUUCAGUUGAUAUACUCUGCGGGAACAGAUUCUGACUUUCCGAAAGUUUGUUUGGCAGUAUACAAAGGGGUAGGACGUAAAUUUCACCUCCAUUAUGUAAAUUUUAAUGACGAAAAUGUGCAUUGUGAUUUGGAUGGACAGGAUCGAACAGAAGCAGUUUGUCUUAAUGUUGUAGCAUUAAAACAAGUCAACAGAGAUGCAUUAUUAUUGUGUUAUGAAAAUCGAUGUGUUGUGAUUAAUCAAAACGGAGUUGUGAAAUCAUCUCGCCUUUCGCCAGCACAAUUCAAAUUUGGUUUUCAAAUUGAAAAUCUUGUUUCGCUCUCUGAUUCAAUUCUUGCUUUUUAUCCACAUGGCGUACAGGGUCGCGCGUUUGUUGAUGGUUCAAUUACACAAGAUAUCAAUGAUCCGAAUAAUGUAUAUCAAGUUGUAGGAAGCGAUAAAUUGGUAGUUUUAAAACGGAGAGAAACAUCUGCAGCCGGAGAUUUGUGUGAUUUAUGUAUACUUACUGGGCAUGAGAGUACUCUGGCUGGCUAA